Messenger RNA from Drosophila subpulchrella, 1520 nucleotides. RefSeq names its product solute carrier family 25 member 35. Lineage: Eukaryota; Metazoa; Arthropoda; Insecta; Diptera; Drosophilidae. The record is from RefSeq and is a predicted model, not a curated record.
CUUUGAACCUUUAAAACUUUAAAUAUUCAUUGAAGAGGGAAUAGCUAAUCCUGAGAGCAACAUUCAUUUCUUUAAUUAUUUUUAAGUCUGAGAGGUUCUUAAAAUUUGAAAGUAUUUUGAUCAAAUAUAAUACAUUAUAUAAUAACGUAAUAUUUACACAAUCCCACCGGAGUAUUUUUAAAAUAUUGAUUUCAAAAACUUUUUCUAAACAUAAAAUAAAAAGUAAUUUCUAAAAAGUCAAAAAACUUUGUAAUUUAAGCUAAGGAACUAUCGAUACUAUCGAUAAUAAUGUUUACUGUUUCAAAAGCUCAUUUACUUUUCUAAAUAAAAAAUUAAGUUUAUUCUAUUCCUUGAUCUUAAUACUUCUACGUAAAUAAAAGCAAACUUAAAGAUUUCAGCCGAUCUAUAGUACUUAUAAUUGUCUAAUAAUAAAAAUAAAUCUACAACAUUAUUUAAUGGGUAUUUCCAAUAAUUACUCUUACUUUUAUUUUUUCUCAGCCAGAAUUGAAGCUAAUGAAAAGUAAUUUGACGUUUGCCCAUUUUUCGAUAUAAUGGUCGGUGUUAUUACAACUCUGACGACUGCUUAUGGACCGGCAGUAAACAAAAUGAUAACGUAACAUCAACCAAAUUCAAGACCAAGGUGAAAACAUGACGAAGUCUGAUUUUGUGCUGGGCGGCGUGGCCGCAAUGGGGGCGGUGAUGUUCACCAAUCCCAUCGAUGUGGUCAAGACACGGAUGCAGCUGCAGGGAGAGUUGGCGUCCCGGGGAACCUAUGUGAAGCCCUACAAGAAUCUUCCCCAGGCGAUGGUGCAGAUAGUCCGGAACGACGGGCUUCUUGCCUUGGAGAAGGGUCUGGCUCCGGCGUUAUGCUAUCAGUUUGUCCUCAACUCGGUCAGGCUAAGCGUUUACUCGAACGCAUUAGAGCUUGGAUAUUUACAGAACUCGGAUGGCUCCAUAUCCUUUUAUCGGGGCAUGUUUUUCGGUGCCAUGGGCGGCUGUAUCGGCACCUCUCUUGCUAGUCCCUUCUAUAUGAUAAAGGCACAACAGCACGCCCAGGCAGUUCAGUCAAUAGCCGUAGGCUUCCAGCACAAGCACACCUCGAUGAUAGAUGCCCUCCUGCACAUUUACAGGACCAAUGGCAUUCCGGGAUUGCUUUCCUUUUGCGCCGGAUUGACCUCGGGUAGCCUGGUCUCAGUGGCCAACUCUCCAUUAGAUGUGGUCACCACUCGGAUGUACAAUCAGCCAGUGGAUGAAAGAGGACGAGGCCUAGUUUACCGCGGCUUGGUAGACUGUUUUACCAAGAUCCUGAAGACGGAGGGUCUCCACGGGAUGUACAAGGGCUUUUGGCCCAUCUACCUCCGAACUGCCCCCCACACCACCUUGAUAUUUGUAUUUUUUGAUAAGUUGCUAUACCUGCGCGAUCAUUAUGUUUUUCCCCAGAAUACAAACUGAAAGUAUUUUUUCUUCAGACUUAAAAACGAUGCAGUGCAUUUCAUUAUAUAUUUUAAUAAUAAAGAGGC